Cydia pomonella (codling moth) is the source of this 2773-nucleotide messenger RNA. RefSeq names its product WW domain-binding protein 2 (gene Wbp2). Gene Ontology annotation, cellular component: nucleus. The coding region runs from base 158 to 997 and encodes 279 amino acids. The record is from RefSeq and is a predicted model, not a curated record. The transcript has 7 exons. Gene Ontology annotation, biological process: positive regulation of DNA-templated transcription. Lineage: Eukaryota; Metazoa; Arthropoda; Insecta; Lepidoptera; Tortricidae. Gene Ontology annotation, molecular function: chromatin DNA binding; transcription coactivator activity.
CAGUCAGUUAGAUGUCAGUGUCAAACUCAGCACAACAGAAAAAGCGGUGACGAAUGUUCUUGAAAUAUUCGAUCGCAAGUUUCCUACGCAGUUUUGAUUUCAAUUGCAGUUUGUAGAAUUUUAUUUGGUCAAAAUUGUGAUCAAGUAGUGCUUAAAAAUGUCUUUAAACACGGCCCACGCAGAUCAUGGCGUCCUGAUACAUGCAGGGGAAGCCAUCAUCCUGUUCUCCGACAAUGUCAUGGUCGACUUCUAUGGCAAUGACACUCCUGAGUUCAAGGGGAGCAAGAAUGGGCGCAUGUACCUCACUACACACCGUAUGAUAUACAACUCCAAGAAUGUCUCAGACAGCCUGAGGUCAUUCAGCUUUCCCUUCAUUGCUCUGCAAGAUGUAAAUGUGGAACAGCCCAUGUUCUCUGCAAACUUCAUCAAGGGCAAGGUGCGGGCCCAGCCCAAUGGAAACUUCAUUGGAGAAGUGAAAUUUAAACUGGUGUUCAAGUCGGGAGGAGCCAUAGAGUUUGGGCAGGCCAUGCUGAAAGCCGCACAUCUUGCAUCCCGGCACGGCACGCCGGGCGCCGCGCCGCCGCCGUACACGCCGCCGACGGGCCCGUGGCACGCCGCCCCGCCGCCGGCCUAUGCGCCGCCGCCGCAGGGCUACUACGGAUGGGUGCCACCUUACACUGCGUUCCCAGACCAGCCGCCGCCGAACUCCGUGUUCGUGUCCAACAGCCCGCCGCCGUACCCCGGCGUGGCGGGCGCGGGCUACCCGGCGGGCGCGGGCGGGCUGUCGGGCGCCGCCGCCGCCUCGCCGCCCCCGCCCGGCUACCCCGGCGGCUUCGCGCCGCCGCAGGCUAACGGCAUGUCGCCCAAUGAUGCCAAAGCCGCCGAGGCGGCCCGAAGCGCCUACUAUGACCCUAACAGGCCCCAAACCGCCUACGUUCCGCCGCCGUAUGAUCAGCCCCCGAGCUAUCAAGAAUCUACGUCGAAGAAAGAAAAUUAAGGCACUGUCCGCACUUCCACCUCGGGCAGGCGCCGCGGCCCGCGGGCGCCGCGCCGCUGCCCGAGCCCUGCUGCAGCACGGACACCGUACUGUAACCCGAGCCCGGUGUGCGACUAUUUUCUAAAUACCACAAUUUUAUAAGACCACUUUCUAUUCUACUUAUAAUUUAGGCACAAACAUUGAUUUCGUUUAUUAUUAAUCAACUCCGACUAAAUAUCGACCGAUAAAAUAUCGACUCUUGUCGCUUAAAUUUUCUUACUAUACAACCUUCAUCUUCAACGAUAAAUUUCGAGUCUAGUACCAAGAUGGCGAAAUAUAUAUAUGUACUUUGGAAGCUGUGUUGCGCCUACGCUCUCGCCUCUAAAUAUCACAAUCACGGUGACAAAAUGAUAGCUGAACUCUGAAAGCGUGUUUAGACAUCAGAAAUAGUAGACAAAUAAAUAUAUUUAAUAGAAUUGAUCAUCCGAGAUCCUUGUAUUAGGUAGAAUUAUGAAUUUUGUGGUAUUUUGAAAACGAGCACUACUGAUCUCAAUUGAACCUGGUACACUGAAGGUAUAUAAAUCCAGCGUAGCAUAGUCAGUAUUUCUUAAUGUACGCGAGCGGCAGAUAUGCUAGGUCAGUAUGCACCUUGACGUAAGUACCUAAAGAAAUUGGAUACCAAACUUCUCAACACAUUCUCUUUCUUUAGUGUUCGUGGACGAAAUACUUUCUUUUACUCUAGUGUUCGUAGACGGAAUAACUUGCCCGAUGUUAUGAUCGUUCUAUUGACAAUAAGUAGUCAUCUAGCGGUACCAAAGCAAUACCUUAUAAUUUGCGAGCCUUAUUGCAAUUAGAUAAGAUCGUCGCAGCCCCUUCUGCGUAUUUACAUACUAAGUACAGCUGCAAAAUUGCAUGGAGAAAUUAUGAAUGAAUUCAUUGUAAAGUCGCCAUGCACUUUUACGGCUGAUGGUACAUUCACUACUUACGCAUUUGAGUAUACCGGCAAUUCAAAGUUUUGGAACAACUGGCGAGAAUUCACAUUCUGUAAAAAACAGAAGGGCCACAUAUGUUUAUCGCGUCCAGUCAUACUGUCCUAUGAACUUCUUACAGGUUCAAUCGAGAUCAGUGUCAUUUAACCUCGUAAGGCCCAAGGUCCUUCCUAUAGGACUUAUAUUCAGUUCAAUGUAAUUUAAACCAUAUUCAAUUGGAACAGAGUUGCAUUUGUUUUGUUUCGUUACAUUUUCAAAUAAAAUAAAAUCGCCCUGCACUUUACGUUCAAAUUUCAAUGGCAAAUCUUGGAUUUUUCAUUUGUAUGACUGGGCCUUAGGAGGAUAAACUAUAAACUUCCCAAACGUUACAUUCCUUAUAAUCGUUACUUCUCUCGGUUGGCUCUGAUUGUGAGAAGAUGAAAGAAGAAAGCACUAUUUGUGCCGUUCUUAGUUGUGAGGACGAAGUUAUCAAUAAACGAGAUACAAAUUCGCGAUUGUAUCUACUCGUUACAAAUAGAUGUCAACGCAAUAUUAUACAAAGUAUUCGAAAUUCGUGUAUGACUGAUUGUUGUAGAAAAAAAAUAUAUAUUAUAGUUAUUUUACGUUAAACAAGUUUUAUUUGUUAAUUUUGAAUGUGCCUGUACCUUAGAACUUACUAUUGAACAAUAUUCACAAUCUUCUGGUUCUAUUAAAUGCUAUAAGUAAUAUUACAAAUAAUAAAAGUUAUAUUUAAAUAUCAGGCUUUAACUGUUUUUUGUAUUGUAUUGUGUAUCUGUAGUGUUAAUAAAAAUAAACAGUAUUGCUUUAA